This is a messenger RNA of Stomoxys calcitrans (stable fly), 4820 nucleotides long. RefSeq lists its product as uncharacterized. The transcript is spliced from 7 exons. The record is from RefSeq and is a predicted model, not a curated record. The coding region runs from base 637 to 3636 and encodes 999 amino acids. Lineage: Eukaryota; Metazoa; Arthropoda; Insecta; Diptera; Muscidae.
GCGAAUGUGAUCAUGUCGAUACGAAGAUUUUGCUGCGCCUAUAGAAAAAUGUUUAAUCAAUAAGAAGAAAUAUCGGUAGUGCGAGUUCAGUGCUUUUUGUUGCUUUCAUCGAAAUAGUAAAACAAAUAAAAGAAAAACCAAAUUCAAAGAUAAAACAAAUUUGGGUAUCUUACGAAAAAUUACAAGCAACAAAAUAUGUCUAAAUGUAGAAGAAUUAAAAAAAGAGUGUUAAUUAAAAUAAAUAAUCGUUGUGAGUGAUUUUCUUGACGCUGCUGUGGCAAGUGAAAGCUUUGAAUUAAUAAAGAAAAGAAGUUACGUUACGCUCAAGCGUUAAUUGCUUUGUCCAAAGCAAAACCGAAAAAAAAUAAAUUGUUUAAAGCAAUUAAUGAAAUAAAGAAAAUACGGAAAGGUGAAAAUAGCCAAAAGUCCACAACCAAAAGAAAAAAAAAAUGCUGCAUUUAAAAUAAAUGAUCAUAGAGCAAAGUGAAGUUUUGGUUCCCAAGUCGUGGCGCCUCUUCCAGCUGAAGCAAAGAUAUCGUUAAACAAAAAACAAAGUCUCACAAUUUCAUAAUAUUUAAAAUUAAACAUCACACAUACACACACACAAGCAUAUACUUACAAACACACUCAUACAAAAUGAUCCGUCCCAAGCAAUUAUUAUCAUUUUCACCGCAAGCAACAAAAACCAGAACAACAACAUCAACAACAAUGUGGGUCAUUGUCCAGUUUUGUUUGAUUUUCUUACAAAUCUUGGCGACAGCAAUUCCCCCCGUUCACUGUGAUAAAGAUUUUCCCUCAACAAACUCAACAGCAGCGGCAGCCAUAGUAGCCGCCGCAUCCUCCAUAUCUGCGAGUCAAGGGAGCAAUGCCAUAGCCAACAGCCCCAGCAACAACGAUAAACUAUUACAUCGAGUAGCGCGUUUAACAAAAGUCGACUAUACAUUGCUCAGCAAUGAUGAGGCCAACAAUAAUAGUCGAAGCCACAAUGCUGGCGGUUGGCAUCCCUACAAUUCGGCAGCUUACUUGGCCUCGAAUGGCCUGCGUACUCCGCUCAAACCGCAAAAGUUCUACACAAAAGAAGAACGUUUUCCUUCGGGCAACGGUGCGAAGGGGAAAAAUGCAAAUAUGGUCACUUUGAAUCUAGUCACGGAGCCAAGGAAAGACAUUUGCAAUGGCCAUUGUCAGUGUGAGAAGAAAAAUGCCUUCACCACGGUCAUCUGCGAUUUUAGAAAGAAUUCAAAGUUAAAUCCUAUCUUUGACAAGACCUUCAAAAUGCCUGAAUUAGCCAAAAGCCUUGUAGUGAAACUUGGCCCCAAAACAUUUUUUCGCCUGCAGGAAGGUUUCUUUCACAAUGACACCAUCAAUCGUUUCAUUAUUGAGGGCAAUAUGAGUGAAUAUGAGAAAGUGGAAAUCGGCACAGAUGCCUUCCAGGGUAACAAUGGUCCAUUUCCUGAAAUAGCCUUUACCAAUGUAUUUGCCAUCAUCAUAUUACAAAGGGCUUUCAAGCAAGCGAAUUCUGAAAGUUGUAAACUGAAUGUGACAAAUAGCAAUGAUGUCUUGCUAUUUGAAAAUUCAUUUGAGAAUACACAAAUCAAGGGCACUUUUGUGGGCAUUAAGGAUUUGAGAAUAUCCGAAAAAGCAUUUACUUCGGCACAAGCUAGGCUUCACAUUGAAUCCUCAAAUAUCGAUAACAUUUAUCGCUUCGAUGCCUCCAUACGUGAAAUAAAAUUUGUAAAAUGUACCAUAGGCACCAUAAAUCCAGGAGCUUUUGAUGUCAACAACAUACAUUCGAUUAUUUUUGAAUCGUGUCGAAUUGAUGCCAUUAAAUCAAGAGCAAUUACAGAGAAGCUCUAUAGUGAACAUGUCUCCAUAACUGGAGCCUCCAUUGGCCUUAUCGAAAGUGAUGCAAUUUAUGGUAGUGGCAUUAAAGAGCUAAAAAUUACCAACAACAAAAUCGAUACCAUUUCCGAAAAUGCAAUCUACGUGACAUCCAUUUAUGUCAACAUAUCGGGUAAUAACGUCAAACACCUGGGCACCAAGUGGCUACACGUCAAAGACUGGAAUCGCGUCACGGUUACCGGCAAUCAAUUCGGCGUUUUUGGUCACAUGCUUUUGGAGAGUAGCAAAAGUAGCGAGAGUUGCGCAUUUGAGUCCAACUCCUUGACCAGCCCGCAGGAUGGUAGUUUGAAUUUCACCAAACCCUAUUGCCGGGUACGAGAGAUCUCGGUUAAUAAGGCCUGUCGUUGUGAUACUCAGUGGCUGGAGCGUUUAUCCGAUCAUGAUCUAAGAUCGGAAAUCUAUUGCACCAUAGAUGACAAGCUGGGAAAUUGCUUCAAUGCCACCAUAUUGAACUUCCUCAAAUAUUACAAUGAAGUCUGUGAUGAUACCAAGACCAUUUUGGAUUGCAAGAAUAACAAGAAUUUGAAAAAGAUUCAGGGACGUUUCUUUACCGCAGAGGAAUUGGCUGCCAAGAAUAAGGAUUUGCCAGAACUCAUCAUAAUUGGGGCUGGAGUUUUGAUUUCCAUUAUCAUUUUAGUGUUAUUCGUAUGCUGUUUGUGGAGGCGUUUAACGAAGCAAUCCCAUGCUGACAAUUCGCAUGGACGCAGCCAUGUUCAUGAAUUCUCCCAGGAAGAGCGAGUGAUAAUCAAUCAAUCCUCGCAAUUGAUACAGAAAAAACAUCCGGAAUAUUAUAAAAAGUUCAAUGAACUUAUACAGAUCAUGUAUAUACAGGAUUUGCCGGAGAAGAAGUGCGUAAAGACGAUCAGUCAAAUUGUUAACCUCUUGAAUAAAGUGAAAAAUCCUGGCACUGACUUUAUGGCACUUAAUCGAGUGCUCACCGAACAUCUACAAUCGCCUUUGCCCACAGCACCACCGGCCGAUCAUACACCCAUAUACUCGGAGCCCAGCAUGACGGGGAUGGAUGAAGAUUUCAAUACCUCGACAACAUUUUCAGGCCUUCCAAGCGAUGGUUUCUUGGGUACUGUGGGAGCUGUUGGCGGGCCUGAACAUAUAUAUGCUGAACCUAGCUGUGCCCAACAGCCAUUGCUGCCCAACGAAUAUGCCUCACCGGCCGAUGGUCAUUUGGAAACCGUGGAUGUGUAUACGGAGCCCAUUAACGAAAGAGAAUCGAAUCUUACUACACCCUAUGCUGUAACAAGACCUCGACCCACAUAUCAAAGUCCAUAUAGGCCCAUGCCAUAUGCCACACCCCCGCGAACACAAUACACCCAUCAACAACGACAACUGCCAGACGUUUUGUCACAACAUAACACACUCAACCCUCAUCCUGCGACAAGAACUACAGCCCCUACCAAUACCAUAACGAUUGCGCGACGCAUGGCCCAAGAGUUGCAGGACAAAACUAAUUUUAAUCCCAUAGCAAAACCUCGUAACAUGCAUUUAGUAGCACCGCCCACUUACACCGCUCCCGAUAUAAGACAUAAGCAAUUAUUAAAAAAUCCCUUCACAGUAGCCGUAGGCGCUGGUAUUGCUGCCCGGGGACCCAGUGAAGAUAUCGAAUUGGAUAUGCGUGGUGCUACAGCAUUACCCACGGCCACAGAUUCGGGCUCAAAUCAUUCGGGUGGCAGUAAUGAGACCGUUCAAAUCGAUGAUGCCAUUCAAUAUGCAGACUCUUAAAGAGUGGCCAGUCAUUGAUAGAAAAUAUCGUAUUGUAAAUCUGCCAAACCAAGUCCUAGGUUUUGCAGCCAGUCAUAGGUUAUUGUUAUUGUUAGUGUUCCAGUCAUCGGCUGAUUUGAAUGUUUAUAAAUAGGGAAUGCUUUUGGGGGAAGAAUAUUGGAACAUUGUAUGGCAAUUGAACAAAACAGGAAAGUGUUUAACCGGGAAUUUUCAGAUUUCCUCAGUGUAACAUAAUUUUCCUACCAUGUAUGCUUCAUGGAAAUUCGAAAUAGGAAUUGUCUAGAAGAUGAUAAACUCCAUCAUUUAAGCUUACAAAAGUUAACUAAUCGUUAUUUCAACGAAACUCGAGAUGAAUUUCAUUGCUUUUUCCCACAGCAUGUACAGUCCAAAUUGGACAUAAGCCCAUUUUGCUUAGAUUAUCUAAUGCAAAGUUGUAUAACAAUUUUAACAUAGCAAUAACUAAACGUGAUUUAAAUGGUUUAAAUAUAGAUUCAAUGGUAACCCUAAAAGUAGGCCAGGAAAAUUAUUAGUAUUUUUAAUUUAUGUAUAAUGAUAGAAAAAUAAUACAACAAAAUAAGUUUUGAUAAAUUGAGUCCCUAUUUAAACCAGUUUUAAAUCUUAAUUCGCAAUCAGGAUCAUUUUGAAAGUAAGACAAUUAUACAACUUAUAUUCACAAAUGUCAUAUUAAAACAUUUUAAGAUAAUUUCUCUCACAAUUACAAAUUAUGAGAAAAUCGUUCUGGGCGAUGUUACAAUUUUUAAUUGCAUUUAAAGAAAUUAAUGUUUUUAGUUUGUUUUAAAAAUCCAAAUAGCGGCAUUAUUAAAAAUAUCCCAAAAAUAUGCAAAAAUUAUUUCUGUGUAACAACAUAAUCAGUGUUGCCGUUGUAUGACUGAAAGGGAAAUUUGAAAAAAAAAAAUUUUAGCGUUCCUAACUUAAUCUUCUUUACGACUGAAAUUAUAAUGUAACAAGGAAUCCCAGAACUUGUCUAUCAAUUUAAAAUUGAAGUAAAAUUUCGACAAUUUUAAAUUGAUAGAAAAUUUCUGUUUAUUUCAAAAAAAAAAAAUGUUAUAAAAAAAUGUAUUAUAAAAUGUUUAGAAAAUUUUGCAAAAAUUUUAUUUCUAUAGCAAAUUUAAUAUUCAAAGAAAAUAAAAAAAACUUUAUUUUUGCAUUUUUUUUUAAUUUAU